This is a messenger RNA of Saprolegnia diclina VS20, 1467 nucleotides long. RefSeq lists its product as hypothetical. Gene Ontology annotation, cellular component: plasma membrane; endoplasmic reticulum membrane. The record is from RefSeq and is a predicted model, not a curated record. The transcript is spliced from 3 exons. Gene Ontology annotation, biological process: (1->6)-beta-D-glucan biosynthetic process. Bases 117 to 1376 code for a protein of 419 amino acids. Gene Ontology annotation, molecular function: glucosidase activity. Lineage: Eukaryota; Oomycota; Saprolegniomycetes; Saprolegniales; Saprolegniaceae.
GGAGAGCCAGGCACCGUACAUUCCACCAUCACACUCUCGAUACGUUGUGGUGCCAUUACGUUCCAUUCCCCAGUUCAUUCAUUCUUCGACUUGAUCAUCGUCGUCGUCGUGCAACUAUGGGUCGAGCGACGACGUCCGUUUGUCUGUUUCUUGCUUGGAAAGUGGCCGACGCGCUCGAUCAAAACGACCCAACGCUGCCAACCAAGUCGGGCGUCAAGAUGUGGGUCGACGUCGAGACUCCGGACGAGUUUCACACAAUGACGAGUUCUCGGGGCGAUCCGUGGGACUUGGUCAUGAGCGACGAGUUCAACUUGGCCGGCCGCAACUUUACGGCCGGCCAUGACCAUCUCUGGGUCGCCCUUGACAUUCCCGAUGGCGUCAACCGCGCUGUGGGCGUCUACACCCCCGAGAAUGCGCUCACGGUCAAUGGCACGUUUCAGAUCCGCGUCGACGCGACUGAGACCAACGUCACGUACUACAACGUGUGGUCAGAUGCACCGUCAUGGACGACCAAGACAAUGUACUAUCGCGCGGCCAUGAUGCAAACGUGGAACAAGUUUUGUAUCCAAGGCGGGUUUGUCGAGAUUUCAGCCAAGAUGCCUGGUGCGACCCGUGCGUCGAUGAACCCCCAUAUCACGGGGAAGCGCUGGGACGGCAACCUCCAACGCGAUAUGCCCGUGCAGUUCCUCGACCGCAUCCCCGAUAUCAAGUUUUACCCGACGUGGCCGGGUCUCUGGAUGAUGGGCAACCUCGGUCGCGCGCUCUUUGCGGCAUCGACCAACCGCAUGUGGCCAUGGACCUACAGCGAGUGCGACGAGCGCUACGAUUCGUCUCAGCGCAUUAGCGCCUGCAACCCCAACCCCGGCUACGGCUUGCACCCGAACAUGGGCCGCGGGUCCCCCGAGAUCGACAUUCUCGAAGGCGGCGGCAGUGACAUCUCGUCGUCUCUUCAAAUCGCGCCGGGCAUGCCAGACGAGUACCGGUUGGAGUUUAUCAAAGCCCACAUCACCAACUAUACGGAUCCCAACAAUCCCGACAUUGCCGUUGCCGGCCGCGCAUCCUGCAACACCAACGACGACUGUACAGCCGUCGCUAGCGUCACCGGCUCAUGUGUUGAGAAUCGGUGCCAGUGCGUCGGUGUCUGGACGGGCCCCCGAUGCACCAAGUACGAUCUGGACACAGUAUCAUAUGGGCCGUCGGUGGGUGUCAUUGGCGGCGUCUGUGGGUUCGCAGUCGUUGGUUCCGCUUUGACCUUGAUUCUACGCCUUCGUCGCCACCACGCAGUUCGCCAAUACCACGAAGCAGAAGCACGGCGCGAGAAGCGCAGCUCGUGCUUGGUCGCCGACCCCGACGUCGUUCGCGAUCCUACGUCCUAGUCGUCGUCAGGCUACUUCUAGAACCGCUUUAUGAACGUCACGCAAUUAGUCCUUGAUUCGUGUUGUUAUAAAGGUGUAAAUCUAAGUAAUC